Molecule: messenger RNA, 468 nt
Organism: Penicillium canescens
Lineage: Eukaryota; Fungi; Ascomycota; Eurotiomycetes; Eurotiales; Aspergillaceae
Exons: 2
Coding region: 1-468 (155 amino acids)
Source: RefSeq, a predicted model, not a curated record
AUGAAUAAGACGUCCCUUGAAAUCAUGCAAUACAACAAGCACCGAUCGAAGGAUGUCGUCACGGCGGACUUCCUACGCAAUCCCAGGGUUCUCGAAGCCGAUAUCAUCGCGGUUCAGGAGCCGUGGGAUAACCCGUACACUGAAACAACGCAUCACCCCGCAAAGCAAACACAUGAGCUCGUCUUCCCAAGCAUCAAUGAAACGGACUCACAUACCGAUGCCCUUAUUGAACCGACCGACACGGCCGAGUUGGACCUCUGGCUAACGCCCGGCACUAUCACCCACGAUGAAUCAGGCCAUCAGACCACUAUCGACCUGGUCUUCGGCUCUCAUGAUCUAUCGGACCUCUUCCUAGUCAACGAGAUUGCUCACGAAUGGAAUGCCCACCCAGAUCACUUACCAAUACAUACUGUACUCAGAAUUAAAACUUCUAAUCCCGCCGACAGCAAGCCGAGACGGUGGAAGUAG